AUGGUUCGAAAAUCUUACAAGACCGUCGAGACUGGCGACGACAGCACGACCGUCACGGCGCCGGCCUCGGAGGUCGAGGCACCCUCGACCUUUAGCGAUGGACUCCCACUACCGCAAGUCAUGGUCUUUGAUCUGGACUACACCCUCUGGCCCUUCUGGGUAGACACCCAUGUCACCGGCCCUCUGAAACCCACCAAAGAUGGCCUGGUGGUCAAGGAUCGCUACAACGACUCGUAUGGCUUUUACCCAGAUGUUGCAGGCAUCUUGGUCGCUGUAUGUCUUUCUAUACUCUCAACUGCACAUGCACAUAUACAUCAGCUAACCCGUCUAUCCACAGNNAUCAAAGAAAAGAAUCUAACACUCUGCGCGGCAUCACGAACCCAAGCCCCCGAACUCGCCCGCGAAAUGCUGUCCUACCUCCUCGUUCCCUCGUCAUCAUCAUCUUCUUCCUCUUCAUCACCAAAAGCGCUCUCCGUCUUUGACGAACUGGAAAUCUAUCCCGGAGACAAGAAGACGCAUUUCUCGCGCAUACACAAGAGGACGAAUAUCCCGUAUGAAGAAAUGUUGUUUUUUGACGACGAGUCGAGGAAUAAGAAUGUGGAGACUUUGGGGGUGGUGAUGAAGUUGGUGAGGGAUGGUGUGUCGAGGAAGGAAAUUGAUGCUGGGGUCAAGUUGUGGAGGGAGAGGAAUCAUAGGUUGAAGAAGGAGGAUUGA
Messenger RNA from Aureobasidium uvarum, 714 nucleotides. The record is from the annotation of a GenBank genome assembly. Lineage: Eukaryota; Fungi; Ascomycota; Dothideomycetes; Dothideales; Saccotheciaceae.